Talaromyces proteolyticus is the source of this 624-nucleotide messenger RNA. RefSeq lists its product as uncharacterized. Bases 1 to 624 code for a protein of 207 amino acids. The transcript has a single exon. The record is from RefSeq and is a predicted model, not a curated record. NCBI's taxonomy places the organism in Eukaryota, Fungi, Ascomycota, Eurotiomycetes, Eurotiales, Trichocomaceae.
AUGUUCAAAUUUGGAUACCUCGCUCUGUUGGCUCCUGCCGUUCUGGCAAGCGUUGUUUCUCCUCUAGGGAAACGGGAUGUUUGUGAAUCUCCUCUAACACUAUGUGGAAAAACAUGUAUUUCUCCCAUCAACAUCUGCUGCCCUGCUGCUCCAAAUGGUGAAAUCAUCGGCUGCAGAGGUGUCGAGAACUGCUGGGUAAACCCAGAUGGGUCACCGGGCUGUUGCCCUCUCUUCAGCGAGUGCGCUGGCCACAAAGCUGGCGAUGGAGUUUAUCCGACUCUUCCAUCCAUUACCUCCGCGACAACUGCUCCUACUGUGCCUCCAGUCCAGCCACCUCCAACUGUUGGUACACCAACUGCGCCUGUUCCAACCUCGAAGACUGUGCCGCCUGUUUCCGCUGUAACCCCUCCAUCUUCUCCGAAGACUACCGCGACAACUUCCCGCGUCCCCAUUCCACUGUCUACUGGCAGCCAGUCUACUCACACUGGCAAUGGCACGAUUCCUCAUCAUACUAGUACCUACCCUGCAGGCCCUAGUGUCCCUGCCUACACUGGUGCCGGAUCUACCAUGUCAACUUCCGGGACGAGUCUUCUGAUUGCUCUUUUCUUGGGGAUCAUGGUUUAA